Olea europaea var. sylvestris is the source of this 2076-nucleotide messenger RNA. Its product is annotated as galacturonosyltransferase 8-like. Gene Ontology annotation, molecular function: polygalacturonate 4-alpha-galacturonosyltransferase activity. The record is from RefSeq and is a predicted model, not a curated record. Bases 112 to 1812 code for a protein of 566 amino acids. The transcript is spliced from 3 exons. NCBI's taxonomy places the organism in Eukaryota, Viridiplantae, Streptophyta, Magnoliopsida, Lamiales, Oleaceae.
GUUGCAACAAAAUCAGCAAUUCCUAUUGCAGUGAAUAACUCUCCGCUAUUCCUUUUUCGCUGAUUCUGUUUCCCACUCGGAACACACACAUUCAGACUGUAAAGAGAAGACAUGGCUGUAAUUACAGGUCGGAGCCACAGCAUUCCGCCUUCAGAUCGGGUUACCAGGCGUUCCGUUCGGGGCUCCAUACUCUUUGUUGGUUCUCUUACGAUCUCCGUUUUACUUUUCCUUGCCAUCUCAUUUCUUUUUACUUCCUCUUCCGAUCCUGCCGACAUCAAAUCUGGGUUUGCUGUUGAUUCAUAUGGAUUUAGUUCGGAAUCAGUCAGAAGAUUAGUUCUGGCACUGAAAUCGGAUCCAUUAAAGCCUCGGAUCGAUCAGAUCCGAAAACAAGCAGGAGAUCAUAGAAGUUUAGCUUUAGCUUAUGCUUCCUAUGCGCGGAAGCUCAAGCUUGAAAAUUCGAAGCUUGUUAGGAAUUUUGCAGAACUCUCUCGUAAUUACACCAAUCUGCUCUCAAAACCUUCUUAUCAGGCAUUAUUUGAUGCAGAGACAAAUUCAAUUGACGAGUCAGUGCUAAGACAGUUUGAGAAAGAUGUGAAAGCACAAAUUAAAUUCACACGACAAGUGAUUUCCGAGGCGAAAGAAUCAUUUGAUAAUCAGCUGAAAAUUCAUAAGCUGAAAGAUAAUAUCUUUGCAUUAAAUGAACAGCUGACGAAAGCGAAAAAACAGGGUGCUUUCUCAAGCUUGAUUGCUGCCAAAUCGAUCCCCAAAAGCUUGCAUUGCUUGACUUUAAGGUUGAUGGAAGAAAGAAUUGCACAUCCCGACAAGUAUACAGACGAAGGAAAGCCCCCCAAGAUAGAGUUGGAAGACCCUAAGCUUUAUCAUUAUGCAAUUUUCUCGGAUAAUGUUAUUGCUGCUUCUGUCGUGGUGAACUCAGCUGUGAAAAACACAAAAGAGCCAUGGAAGCAUGUGUUUCAUGUCGUGACAGAUAAAAUGAAUCUCGGGGCUAUGCAAGUGAUGUUCAAAAUGAGGGAUUAUAAUGGGGCUCACAUUGAAGUGAAAGCUGUGGAGGAUUACAAAUUCUUGAAUUCCUCUUAUGUUCCAGUGCUUAAACAGCUUGAAUCUUCUAACUUACAAAAGUUUUACUUUGAGAAUAAGCUUGAGAAUGCAACAAAGGAUACAACAAAUAUGAAGUUUAGGAAUCCAAAAUAUCUGUCAAUUCUGAAUCAUCUCAGGUUCUAUUUACCUGAAAUGUAUCCAAAGUUGCAUAAGAUUCUGUUCUUGGAUGAUGAUAUAGUGGUUCAAAGGGAUUUGACUGGGCUUUGGGAGAUAGAUAUGGAUGGAAAGGUGAAUGGGGCCGUGGAGACAUGUUUUGGAUCUUUUCAUCGUUAUGCACAGUACAUGAAUUUCACACAUCCUCUGAUCAAAGCCAAGUUUAGUCCCAAGGCAUGCGCAUGGGCUUAUGGCAUGAAUUUCUUUGAUUUGGAUGCUUGGAGGAGGGAGAAGUGCACUGAAGAAUACCAUUACUGGCAGAAUCUGAAUGAGAAUCGAACACUCUGGAAAUUAGGGACAUUGCCUCCAGGUCUUAUUACAUAUUACUCGACAACCAAGCCACUGGACAAGUAUUGGCAUGUUUUGGGGCUUGGCUACAAUCCAAGCAUAAGCAUGGAUGAGAUUAACAAUGCUUCAGUCAUACACUUCAAUGGGAAUAUGAAGCCAUGGCUUGACAUUGCAAUAACCCAAUUCCGUCCACUUUGGACCAAGUUUGUCGACUACGAAAACGAGUAUGUGCAGGCCUGCAAUUUUGGUCUAUGAAUAUGUGCUUGCAGGAAAAGCAAAGCUAGUCUUGCGGAUAACUUUGAGGCUUGUCACUGCUCCUUACACGUAAAUUUUCUCCUCAAAUUAAUGUGCUAGUAUUUUUCACUUAUAUUCAGGCUUUAGCGUUCACCCGUUGGUUGAUCAUGUUAUUUGCUCAUAUAUGUUCAAUAGUUAUCAGUUGCUGAAAGCUAAUUAUAUACAAUGUGAUUUAUAUUCAGAAAACUUAAGCUAUUUGAAAUUUGGUGUUGAUGAUCAACAUAA